AUGAGUUGGGUGUCAUAACAAAAACUUCAUUUUGAGGCCCAAUUGAAGUGGAGCCCAAAACCCUAAAAGAGUUUGGUUUCGCACCACGUGCUGUGUCACGCCAUACCGACCUCUGACCCUUGGUACAUCUGCGGGUUGUUUGCUUGCUUGCAUGAACUAACCUUUCUUCUCCGGUGGAGGUGGAUGUUCUUGCCUGCGAUUCCACCCAGAUCUGAAGGAUCUUACCAUCAAACGAAGAAAGAUAUAAAUAGAUAUGCAGGAUCAGGAUGUGGAUGUGGAUGUGGCUGAUGCAGCAAAAGAAACGUUUACAUCUUCUGAAACUGAUGACUGGAAAAAAUACAAGGAUGAUGAUAUUAUGCAACAGCACUCUGCCAUACAAGCUGAACAAGCUGUAAAAGUUCCAUUUCUUGGUGAUAAGGAACCUUUGUCCUCAUUAGAAGCUGAAUACCAUCUGGGAAAUUCAAUUGUGCUUGAGAAAAUAAAGGUGCUGAGUGAACAGUAUGCUGCCAUUAGAAGAACACGUGGAGAUGGGAACUGCUUUUUCCGCAGUUUCAUGUUUGGUUACCUUGAGCACAUUCUGGAAUCACAAGAUCACAAUGAAGUUCAACACAUUAAAUCUAAUAUUGAGGAAUGCAAGAAGACACUUCAAAGUUUGGGCUAUGCAGAAUUCACCUUUGAAGACUUUUUUGCAUUAUUCCUCGAGCAACUCGAUAGUGUUCUUCAAGGUAGCGAAGAUUCCAUAAGUCAUGAUGAACUCCUGUGCAGAAGUCGUGAUCCAUCAAUUUCUGACUAUGUUGUUAUGUUCUUCAGAUUUGUGACAUCAGGUGAAAUAAGAAAGCGGUCCGAGUUUUUCGAACCAUUUAUUCUAGGACUAACAAAUACCUCAGUGGAGCAGUUUUGCAAGUCAGCAGUGGAACCCAUGGGUGAAGAGAGUGAUCAUGUGCAAAUUACAGCCCUAUCAGAUGCAUUGGGUGUACCGAUCCGUGUUGUAUAUCUUGACCGAAGCUCAUGUGAGAACAACAGCAUCAAUGUAAAUCACCAUGACUUUAUUCCUACUAGCAGGGAGGUCGGGAAUAGUGAUGUUUCCAAGACCACAAAUCGUCCAUCUAUCACCCUGCUGUAUCGCCCAGGGCAUUAUGACAUUCUGUACCCCAAGUGAUAUUCUUCAGCCUGCACUUGUUAGCUUUUUUUCAUUUAGUUUGUGGAAACUUUGCUUAUAGAUAUAUUGAUAUGUAUGAUCAAUGGGUAUAGAAACUUUAUUUUACCAUCAAUAAUCUGACUUUGUCGAUGAGGGCCGAACUGUAGAUAAGUGGAGCUUUCUUAAUCCUCUCAUUACAGUGGUUUCUUAGGUGUGGAUUAACUUUGAAAUUUUCUUUUGUAAAACUAUAUAGUAGAAAUAUAUUUUUAUUUUGGUAAAGGAAA
Molecule: messenger RNA, 1422 nt
Organism: Solanum lycopersicum (tomato)
Lineage: Eukaryota; Viridiplantae; Streptophyta; Magnoliopsida; Solanales; Solanaceae
Product: OVARIAN TUMOR DOMAIN-containing deubiquitinating enzyme 1
Biological process (GO): protein K48-linked deubiquitination
Cellular component (GO): nucleus
Molecular function (GO): ubiquitin binding; cysteine-type deubiquitinase activity
Source: RefSeq, a predicted model, not a curated record